Molecule: messenger RNA, 1392 nt
Organism: Synchiropus splendidus (mandarinfish)
Lineage: Eukaryota; Metazoa; Chordata; Actinopteri; Syngnathiformes; Callionymidae
Gene: slc25a20
Product: solute carrier family 25 member 20
Exons: 10
Coding region: 117-1022 (301 amino acids)
Biological process (GO): mitochondrial transport; carnitine transmembrane transport
Cellular component (GO): mitochondrial envelope
Molecular function (GO): O-acyl-L-carnitine transmembrane transporter activity
Source: RefSeq, a predicted model, not a curated record
AGCGCCGCGGUGCUACAGCCAAUCUCGUCCGGCUCAGUAAGUGGGUGAAAGGUCCAGGUGAGAAGGUUGACAGGUCGACGUUUCUCCUCCGUGAAAACCACCAGGGAGAAGUAAAAAUGUCUAAACAGCCACAGCCGAUCAGUCCGCUCAAGAACUUCUUUGCCGGAGGUUUCGGAGGCGUCUGCCUGGUGUUCGCUGGACACCCGCUGGACACCAUUAAAGUGCGUUUGCAAACGCAACCGAAGCCCAAGCCUGGAGAGAGACUCAUGUACGCCGGAACUAUCGACUGCUGUAAAAAGACGCUAGCCCAAGAGGGUGUGAAGGGGCUCUACAAAGGCAUGGCGGCCCCCAUCAUUGGAGUCACCCCCAUGUUUGCUGUUUGCUUCUUUGGCUUCGGCUUGGGCAAAAAGCUGCAGCAGAGAAGUCCAGACGAUAUUCUCUCGUAUCCACAGCUGUUUGCCGCUGGAAUGUUGUCGGGAGUCUUCACCACUGCCAUCAUGACGCCUGGAGAGCGAAUCAAAUGUCUCCUACAGAUCCAGGCCUCCACAGGCACUGUGAAGUACAAUGGGCCCAUGGACUGUGUGCGACAGCUGUACAGAGAGUCGGGCAUCCGAGGGAUCUACAAAGGAACAGCGCUGACGCUCAUGAGAGACGUGCCGGCCAGUGGGAUGUACUUCAUGUCUUAUGAGUGGCUGAAGAAUCUUCUCACGCCACCAGGAAAGAGCCACAAUGAGCUGAGCAUUCCGAGCGUCCUGUUCGCCGGAGGUAUGGCCGGGAUCUUUAACUGGGCCGUGGCUAUCCCGCCAGAUGUGCUCAAGUCCCGCUUCCAAACAGCUCCUGAAGGAAAGUACCCCAACGGUUUUCGGGAUGUUCUGCGCGAGCUGAUCAGAGAGGAGGGCGUCCGCUCUCUCUACAAGGGCUUCACCGCCGUCAUGCUGCGAGCCUUCCCCGCCAAUGCUGCCUGCUUCUUAGGGUUCGAAUUGGCCAUGAAGUUUUUGAACUGGGCAGCACCGAACCUGUGACGAGAGCUCAACUCCCUCAAAGACGCCCGGCAAGCAACAUCAAGGAAAUCUGAUUUUUUUUUUUUAACUAAUCUCCAACCAUGAACUUGAUUCUCUCCGCUGCGGCCGUUCUGGGGCCCGGACGAUUGUCCUCACUCCUGUUUUUAACUGCGUCCAUCGUCCGUCUGUGACGGAGUGACGUGAACGUGCCGUGCCUUAGCAUUUGUUCUCCACGAGCAGCUGCACAUAUCAGGGAAGAGGUGCGUCUCGUGGGUCUGCGUCACAUCACUACAGCCUUCACCCUCCACCACUCGGAGACACGUGUGUCAAUAAAUGUAUAGCUGGAGAGAUUGAUUAUAUAAAGUCGACAUGUAAAGAAAUAAAACACCAA